AUGACAGGCAGAAAGACCAACAUAGCGGCAUCAGCCCACAUUGAAGACCAGCACGGGGAACCAGAAACACAAGAUGCCUGGGAAACAACACUCGAAGAAGCCCAAGCAGCCAAUAUAAACGAGCAUAACAUGACCGCCCGCCAGGCCCUGCGAUCCUACCCCUGGGCCGUAGUCUGGUCGCUCACGGUCUCCAUGUCGAUCAUCAUGGAAGGCUACGACACGAACCUCAUCGGCAGUUUCUAUGGAUAUCCAGCCUUCCAGAAACAGUUCGGAGUCGAGCAUGGCGACGGCUACCAGGUCCCGCAGUCGUGGCAAUCGGCUCUCGGAGCAGGUGGAACCGCUGGGUGCAUUAUCGGGGCAUCCUUGAACGGAUAUUUGGUUAAGUACUUUGGGUUCAAGAAAGUGUUUACGGCUGCCAUGUUGGUUAUGUGUGCGUUUAUCUCUGUAUCGUUUUUUGGGCAUACCGUGGGAUUACAGGUGGCUGGGCAGGUACUUUGUGGUAUUCCGUGGGGUAUUUUUGCCACGAUUGGGCCGGCGUAUUCUUCGGAGUUAUUGCCCAUGGCUUUGCGCUCUUAUCUUACGGCGUAUACGAACAUGUGUUUUGCCAUUGGCCAGCUUAUUAGUGCUGGUGUGCUGCAGAGUCUCCUAACUAGCGAUGACCAGUGGUCCUAUCGCAUCCCGUAUGCAGUGCAGUGGAUUUGGCCAGUAUCGCUUCUUUUUAUCGGGUUCCUCAUGCCGGAGUCUCCCUGGUGGCAGGUCCGCAAUGGGCAGUACGAUAACGCCUUGUGGACUGUACAGCGCCUAACUAGUGGAGAGGAAAAGCCCAAAGCAAGACAGACCGUAGCGAUGAUGAUUCAUACGAACGGAAUCGAGCGGGAGAUCGAAGCCGGUAGCUCCUACUGGGAUUGCUUCCGCGGCAGCAAUCUCCGGCGAACAGAAAUAAGCUGCAUGAGUUUCACCGGCCAAGUGCUCGCCGGCAGCCAGUUUGCCUAUACGGGGACCUACUUCUUCGAGCAAGCGGGAAUGAGUCCGGCCGACGCAUACAAACUCGGCCUAGGCGGGGCGACAGUUGCCUUCGUCGGAACGAUUCUUUCGUGGUUCUUGAUGAAGAAUCUCGGCCGUCGAGCAAUGUACCUCGGCGGUAUGGGACUGAUGUCUAGUUACCUUCUCAUCAUCGGCUUUCUAACGCUAGCCAAGUCGAAUAACAGUGUCGUGUGGGCUCAAUCCGCACUUUGCAUCGUCUGGCUGUUUACCUUCAGUUUGACAGUAGGACCGAUGGGCUGGAGUAUAGCCCCCGAGGUGUCGUCUACGCGACUGCGUUCCAAGACAAUCUGCCUCGCGCGCAAUGCGUAUUACAUCGCAAUAACGGUGGGUGAUGUUAUCGAACCGUACAUGAUGAACCCAGCUGCUUGGGACUGGCGAGGUAAGACGGGGUUCUUCUGGUUUGCUUUUGCAUUCAUGACCUUCGUUUGGGGGUACUUCCGACUUCCUGAGACGAAGGGUAGGUCUUUCGAGGAAUUAGAUAUUAUGUUCGCGGCGCGUGUACCUACGAGGAGAUUCAAGAAAUUCUAUGUGGACCCUUAUGCGGAGAAUGUAGCUAUCAAGGAUCGGGCAAAGGAAAGCCCAUUAUGUGUAUGA
Messenger RNA from Aspergillus alliaceus, 1638 nucleotides. RefSeq names its product general substrate transporter. Bases 1 to 1638 code for a protein of 545 amino acids. The record is from RefSeq and is a predicted model, not a curated record. Gene Ontology annotation, cellular component: membrane. The transcript is spliced from 2 exons. Gene Ontology annotation, biological process: carbohydrate transport; transmembrane transport. NCBI's taxonomy places the organism in Eukaryota, Fungi, Ascomycota, Eurotiomycetes, Eurotiales, Aspergillaceae. Gene Ontology annotation, molecular function: carbohydrate:proton symporter activity.